AUGCGGGACGAGCUUGAGAAGAAGCCUGCGUCCAUCAAGGACCAGAAGGGCCCCGCCUUUGCCAUGCUCGGCGUCGGCGCCUGGUUCUCCGGCGACGACAAGGAGGGCGAAGCUCCUAACACUGUCAAGUACGAGGCUGCCAUCUCCAACGUCUCCGAUAUUCUGGGCAGUCGCAAGGACUUCUGGAAGGCCCCCAUGGACCUCAUCGACGGCAUCGGCAACCAGGUCUUCUUCGCGCCCCCUGCCGGUCCCUACUACACAGGCAAGGACCACAAGGAGGGCAAGGCCAAGGCCGCCACGAGGGUUACGGCCAUGCAGAAGUGGCUGCGCGAGACGGCCGACAAGUGGAACCUGCAGUUCGUCUGGUCCAUCCCGGGCCUCGUCGAGCACGACAAGGCCGCCUUUGUCGAUCCCACGCAGACCGGAUUCCACGUCAUUGAGAGCGUUGCCGAGAUCAAGGCCAACAUUCUCCUGAACCUCCGUUGCAACGCGCGCCUCGACCGUGUCAAGGGCUACCCCUACCAGCGCACCUGCUGCUCCGACUACGGCGGCAGCAAGCCCCUUGACGCAGCUGGUGCUUGUCGGCUUCGGGCAUGGUGUACCCUUGUCGUCUGUAUUCUGGGCGGAGGACGGGGGGAACCUCAUCCGCCCGCCGCAGCACCCCCUCCGUUACGCCGCCUUCCAACAUGGGAGACGGGCUCCUUCCGCCAUGGCCCCUGCUUAUGUGCUUUUUCGCCGACCGCACGCACAUUCUCGGCAAGGGAGCCAAGGUCUGGCACUACGCCAACUUUGCCAUCAUGUGCGCGCCGUGCCUUGCCGUUGCCAUUGUUACCAUUCGCAAGUCCAAGCCGCCCCGGGCCAAACCCGGUCAGCUCGUCGAGGCCGACCAGCCGUUUCUUUCGCGCGACCAGACGGACGAGUGGAAGGGCUGGAUGCAAUUUAUCAUUCUCGUCUACCACUGGACGGCCGCCGCGCGCUUCGACGGGCAUCUACAUUUUCGUUCGCCUCCUCGUCGCUGCGUACCUCUUCCAGACCGGCUACGGACACACGACCUUCUUCCUUGUGAAGAAGGACUUCUCCUUCAAGCGCAUGGCGUCCGUCAUGCUGCGCCUCAAUCUCUUGAAGGUACAAUGA
Messenger RNA from Verticillium alfalfae VaMs.102, 1134 nucleotides. Its product is annotated as CAS1 domain-containing protein. The record is from RefSeq and is a predicted model, not a curated record. NCBI's taxonomy places the organism in Eukaryota, Fungi, Ascomycota, Sordariomycetes, Glomerellales, Plectosphaerellaceae. Bases 1 to 1134 code for a protein of 377 amino acids. The transcript has 2 exons.